UCUUUGGGUUCAUUGUGCUCUGCUUUAGAAAUAAAUAGCGCUAAAGUUUGAUUGUUGACAAAAUUAGCUAAAUUAGCUAAAUUUAGCAUUAAAUUAUCUAAAUUGAAUAAUCAAAACUUUAUUGACAUUCAUGCCUUUUAUUUAAAAAACCAAACUACCAAAUGGGGGGACAGUUAAGUGCUGCGAAUAAACAUUCACAACAUGUGAAAUCGUCUUUUACCGUUAACCGGGCCCACGUUCAGGUACAACCGCUCUUAAAGAGCCGAGUACUGAUCAUUCGGCAGGUUUCAAAACUGAGCGGAGGAGCUCAUGUAAGGUGCAUAAAAACUGCAAACUUUGGCCCAAAAAAUAUUCUCAUCAAGGAAGAAAUCUAUAGAAAAAUGGAAUGGAGACUUUUAGGAGACUUGGAAAAACAAAGUUCACAUUUAUUUUACUCAUCCUCGCGACCAUUCCUUACUCAGACGGGGCUUCCAUUGAGUUUCAAGAUACAUCAGUCAACCAUUGGAAAUUCAUGAUAGGAGCGAAUGAUAAUGAAUUCUUGUAUGACUUCUGCCAGUACAACGCCUCUUCCACUGGCGUUCGCUGCAAAAAUUUUCCAAAAGUAGCUUCGAUAGAAAUGGAUGAAAAGUGCAGAUGCUCCAUACAAAGGACCACUGACAUUGAAAAAGCAGGCGGCUUUUUCCGUUUUAGCGUCAGCUGCGAAAAUACCUCAAGUUCGUGUCCAAAGAAACUGAGCCUAAUCUAUGAGCAAGGCUCCACCAAGGAAUCAGCAGACACGAUUCAUGUUGAUGUUUUAAUAUUCAACUGUUUGCUUGCUUUUUCAACAAGUGCGUUUUUCAUCUUCAUAGUACUAGGAGGGAGGCAGAUAUUCUUCAAAAGGUCUAAUACUGGCCAAUCUCCGCGAAAACAUCAAGAAUCAAGCCCCCUUAAGAACGAAGUUCCGGAAAUUAUCAUCGGUAAGUCCAGCAACAGUAACACGACGUCUGAAUUUCCUAAUCCAGAAUGGGAAAAAAACAUUUUUUCCAAAAGGAACGACCUGACGCGAAAAAAGGAACACGUGAGAAAAUAUCCUUUUGAAGUGGAGAAUGUUAUAAAAACGUGGGAGCUAGUACUAAAGCAAGAAUAUACCAAUCGUGAGGGUUUGGUGCCACGAAAAGAGCCAGAUUAUUGGUCGGAAACGGAUCACGUUUGUCUCGACUUCUAUUUGAUGCUGAAAAGUGAUCCUACGAAGGUGGAUGACAGAGGGAAAACUUGUCUGCAUUGCGCUGCACAGUACGGUCAUUUGGAGCUCGUCGGCGAUUUGCUCAAAUCAGGCACCGAGGUCGAUUUAAAAGACAAAAAAGGAUGGACUGCUCUGCAUUACGCUGCUAGAUAUAAUCAAGUACCAGAGAUUGUUGAAAUGCUGCUCGACCACGGUGCCGACGUGAAUUUGUGUGACAAAUACGGGCGUACAGCUCUGUCCAUCGUAGCUUCAGAUAAUCCAGUUCCUAAAUUGUUUGAAAAGCUUCUCGACAAAGGUGCAGACCUGAAUUUUGAAAACGUAGUCGGAAUGACCCCCCUGCACCUCGUCGCAAGAAGACGCAAUCCUGCAUUGCUGCAAAAUCUAAUAGACCACGGUGCAGAGGUCAAUUUGCAAAAUCGGAUUGGAUGGUCGGCCCUGCAUUUCGCCGCGGAAAAAGGUCUUCACGAAAUGGUGCAAAAGCUGCUCGACAACCACGCAGACGUAAAUUUGCAGAGACAAGAUGGAUGGACGGCAUUGCACAUCACCACUUUAAUGGGAUUUCCAGAACUAACAAAAAAAUUGCUAGAAAACGGCGCUGACGUAAAUGUGCAGAAUAAAAAUGGAUGGACCGCUCUGCACAUCGCCACAAAUAAAAACAAUAAAUUGAUGGUUCAAUUGCUGCUCGACCACGGAGCCGACGUCAAUUUGCAAACAAAUUGCGGUCAAACCGCUUUUCAACUUGCUGUGAAGAGAAACCAUCUAGAAUUGGCAAAAUUACUGUUACGGCGUCAAAACGGAAGUAUCAACAUGCCUUUGCUUCGCUUUAAAAACGUGAUGACCAAAAUGAUUAAAAGUACAGGCAAAAAUUUUAAAAAAUAGAAUUGGGUGCUGUUCCCCCUUAAUUGCUUUGAAGUCUUUUUGUGUAUAAUUUUCUGAUUAAUUAUUCUUUGUUUAAACAUAACCCGAUGGGCCUGCAAAAGAGGCCAAGUCGAGAAAUGUCGCCUGGACAAAUUCAGGGCCCCAGUCCUCCCUCCUCACGUCCUCACUGCGAUUUUUUCCUGUUAUUGCUCUUGUUAAAUUUAUUUUAUUAUUAUUUAUUUAUUUGUUUGUUAUUUAAUUUGACUAGAAUAAAGAAUAAUAAUUUAUUGCAAAA
Messenger RNA from Cloeon dipterum, 2375 nucleotides. Its product is annotated as ankyrin-3-like. The coding region runs from base 386 to 2101 and encodes 571 amino acids. The record is from RefSeq and is a predicted model, not a curated record. Gene Ontology annotation, molecular function: protein binding. Lineage: Eukaryota; Metazoa; Arthropoda; Insecta; Ephemeroptera; Baetidae. The transcript is spliced from 4 exons.